Molecule: messenger RNA, 1958 nt
Organism: Owenia fusiformis
Lineage: Eukaryota; Metazoa; Annelida; Polychaeta; Sabellida; Oweniidae
Source: the annotation of a GenBank genome assembly
GGUGGUACUAUGAAUCCAUAGCGGCUAGCGGCAUUUGAAGAUAAUAGGUCGUAACAUUAUUGAAAGAUGUCACUGCUACUUGCAGAAAUAUUUUUAGUGAUUUCGUUUCGCAACUAAUAGUUGGCCAUUCAAGACAAACAAGGUGUGGAGGAGAAAGACAGUUUUAUAGAUUCAUUCAGCGUUUCUGUGCAAAAUAUGCAAAAUUCAACUCUGAAUUUGACGUAGCGAUUCGAUUACACAUAGAUGUAUAUACAGUAUAAGUGCAUGGAAGGUGUAAUAAGUGGGACGACCUAAAGUAUGACUAAAUCCUGGGACCAGAAGAAAGACUCAGUAAGCUGACACAGAAUUCUCUUAGAUAUAUUAUUCUAUAGCAGUGUGCCUUGUCCUGUGUGAACAAUCCAGUCAUGCUUUCACUAAGUGGGCAGAUUUACCGCUUUGACCAAGUUCCAGACCACUUUAAGGAGCUCUUCAUAAUCUCCGGGUAUAGGCAUCCCAAAUCCUCACCACAACAAUGCAUUCUCAGUAUAUUCGAUGCGACAAAUGAAACACUGAACUUUUGGACUCACUUCCUGCCAACAUUGUUCUUCAUCUGGAAAUUACGUGCCCUUGCAGAAGUUUAUGAUUUCACCCAUGAUGCUUACUCAUGGCCUCUCCUGGCCUAUAUGUUCUGUCUUUGUGUUUAUCCGCUUACAAGCGCCAUUGCUCAUAUUUUUAACUGUAUGUCUGACCGUGCCCGCCAUUUCUGUUUUUUCCUGGACUAUGCUGCUCUAAGUAUAUAUGGGCUGGGAAGUGCAAUUGCAUAUCGUGCUUACGUAUUUCCGGAAGGCUUAAUAGGCACUACCUUUGGGAAUAUGUACCUUUAUGUUGCCAUAUUGAAUUCCAUAUUGUCUAUGAUGUUGUGUUGUGAGACACGUUUCAUGGAUAAUUUCACCAAGAAAAAGAAGAUUUUACGGAUGGGAUCCAUGAUGAUGCCUUACUUCUUUGACAGUAUACCUGUUGUUUAUAGACUGUUUGUGUGCGAUGGCACUGAAUGUGAUCUGCGCUCGACUCAUCUACUUUACAGGCAGUUUUUCUUCGCUGCUGGCUCUGCAUUUUUAUACUCGACACAUCUUCCAGAGCGUAUAUUUCCUGGAACAUUUGACAUUAUUGGUCACAGUCAUCAAUUAUUCCAUAUUUGCAGUGUCAUGGGCACUUUUGACCAAAUGAAUGCAAUUUUAUAUGACAUGGUAGACAGGCGUGAAUUCAUUUUAGCCAAUGAUAUGAUACCAUCAUUCAGUCUUUCAAUUGGGGCCAUGCUACUCAGUUUGGCGCUAAUCCUCCUUCUGCUUGCAUGUUUCACUUAUCGUCUCUACAAUAUGCCGAUCCAUGGUGUACAAACCCAUGGCAAACACAGGGAAGAUAUGUGCUCUUGUAACAAUAACAACAAGAAAGAUUAAUUAGCAGAGGAUUAAUUUCAGAAAUCAUCUCAAUAUAGGUGCUCAAUGUUCUCCCUGGGAUUUCCACUCGCCGCUCCAAAAUUAAAAUACCAUACAACUCAUUCAGCUAUAAGAUAAAUAUUUAAAACUUGAUCAUAUUUUUCUAAAUUCUCAACUUUAUUUCUGGGGAGAACACUGUCAUCAUUGAUGUCAAAAUACAUGUGCCAUUUCCUCUGUCAUGGAAUUAUGUUGCUAUGAAAACCUGAAUGUUACUUAUUUUGAUGUAGAUUUAUGUCAAUGUAACAAAAGCGAAGGCUUAUAAACAAAUUCAAAAUGGAAGGUAUAUUCUUAAACUAGACUAUAUUCUCCAAACUAUAAUCUGCAAAUUGAAGUAUUAGCAGAUUUAAAUUGAGAAAACAAAUAGUCUUAACUCAAACUUAUGUAGUUUACCAUUUUGUCACUUUGACAUUACAUAUUAACUAGUUGGGGAACAGUGUGAAACUGAAUACAGGCAUUCAGAUAGCAAAUAUGUUUUAUAAUGAG